Molecule: messenger RNA, 447 nt
Organism: Anarrhichthys ocellatus (wolf-eel)
Lineage: Eukaryota; Metazoa; Chordata; Actinopteri; Perciformes; Anarhichadidae
Product: small G protein signaling modulator 2-like
Exons: 3
Coding region: 72-398 (108 amino acids)
Biological process (GO): activation of GTPase activity
Molecular function (GO): GTPase activator activity
Source: RefSeq, a predicted model, not a curated record
GUCUCUGUGUGUUGACGUUCUCUCUGCUCUCCCUCUGAUGUCAGAUUCUGGACUCGGAGCUGUUUGAACUCAUGCAGCAGAAUGGAGACUACACUCACUUCUACUUCUGUUACCGCUGGUUCCUGCUGGACUUCAAGAGAGAGCUUCUGUACGAGGAUGUGUUUGCGGUGUGGGAGGUGAUCUGGGUGGCUCCCAGGAUUUCCUCGCAGCACUUUGUCCUCUUUCUGGCCUUGGCCCUGGUCACAGUGUACCGUGAGAUCAUCAUGGACAACAACAUGGACUUCACUGACAUCAUUAAGUUCUUCAAUGAGAUGGCUGAGCGUCACGAUGUCCAGCAUAUCUUGAAGGUAGCACGUGAGCUAGUGCACAAAGUCCAGUCUCUGAUGGACAACAAGUGACUAUAGAGGGGGAGGAGGAGGAGGAGGAGGAGGAGGAGGAGGGGGGGGG